This is a messenger RNA of Caenorhabditis angaria, 1691 nucleotides long. The record is from the annotation of a GenBank genome assembly. Lineage: Eukaryota; Metazoa; Nematoda; Chromadorea; Rhabditida; Rhabditidae.
AUGAAAAAUGGAACAAUUGAUGAAUUUUUAAUGUUAUCUGAAUUGGCGGAACAAGAAAAGGUGGUUUGUGUGGAAUUUUAUGAAUCGGAAUUAGCAAGAAUUUUGAAUGAUAUUCAAGCGAAAAGUAUGGGAAAAUUGAGAUUGGAAAAUCAAGUGAGAUUGGAGAAGUCGAUUGGGGAGAAUAGUGCAAUUUAUAUUGCUUUUAAAAUGUGAGUUUGAGAAUAUCUGAAGGAAAAGCAACAUUCACCAAUAUUCUUAUUUUUUCAGAAAAGAUCCAUCAAAAACAACAACCAUUAUGAAUGUUGUUUCCAACGACGAAUCUCUUUAUUUCGCCAGAAUUGAAAUUUUUUCCGAUUUCCAAGUCAAAUUAUCAACUCAUACUGAAAUGAAUGUUCAACCAGUUAUUAGUAAAAUCGACUCUUCUGACUAUUUUGAAAUUCAAAUUCGAUUUGUUGAUGGAAGAGUUAAACUAAUACAUGUUCACAAGGAUGAACCGGAUCUAAUUGCCGAAAUAUCACUUUCAUUGAAAUCCAGACAUCAAUCAGAUAUUGUUAAAUUUGAUAAUUUAGACAUUUUCGAUAUAGUUUAUCAUGAGUGAGUAUUUUUUGCUAGGGUAAAUUUAACUCUAAAUAACAACGUUUUUAAGAAAUUGUGGACUGAAGAAAACCUAUCACGUAAACAAAACGAUAAAGCGAGAAACACCAAAAGAAGUUCGAGAUUUCGAAAGAUCAAUAAUCGAACAAUUUUCACCAUGGAAUGGACUUACUGAUGUAAAACAAUUGAGUUUUGCUAAGAAAACUGAUUGGGCCGAAAAUUUCAUGUUUCAUGUUUUUGGAAGAGAGAAAGUCGAUUUUGAUCUUCAAUACAAAUAUGGAACCGAAAAAGCUUUUGGUUAUGAGAUCAAAGAUAAUACAUUGAUUAUUGGGAAAAUGAGGAGAUAUUGGGUUCCAACAUACUUUGGGCUUUUUGGUUAUUUUCAGAAUUCAUAUGGAAAUGAGGAUCCAGUGAAAAUUCCUAAUUUACCGAGAGGAGUCACUUUGAACUCAUUUCCGAAAGAAAAUGAGGAUAAUUCAGGUCAAAAUUGCGACUUAGAAAUGACGAAUCAAACAACUUUGGCAAACUUUAAAUAUUAUCCAUGUAGUGGUAGUGGUCAAUCUGAUUGUUAUUAUUCGACAAAUCGAGUUGAGAUAACUUCGCAAAAUUCAUCAAUUUCUGGUUUUCGAUAUAUGGAUCAAAUCGAUUAUUUGACCAAAUUAUGUUUUCUAGUUGAUGCAAAAUCAAUUCAUCAAGAAACUCUUCCAUAUUUGAGAAAUUGUGCAGCUAUUGAAACCCCAUGGAAUUUAUGUUCAUCUCCAUUUUCACCCGAAAAUAUUACUGAAAUAUCACCCAAUGUGAAAAAUUCUGUGGCAAGAGAUGAGAUUAAAAAGACUCAAAAAGUAUUGGAUAAUUUCAAACAAAAAGUUAGCACUGAAAAACCAAAAACUGUUACUGCGAAACAAUUGCUUUAUGAGCACACCGUUUCAGAAAUUUUCGGAGAAAGUAAGUUUAGUUUAGAAAUUUUGAAGAUUUCUAAUUUUGUUCUUACAGAUCCGGGAAUUAUAAGUUGUAUGGUUUUAUUUUUCAUUGGUGGCUUGAUUGUGUUGAUUGUCAAUGUGGUGAUUGUGAUUUUGUUGGAUUUUUUGAGUAAAUGA